AUGCAGGCGACGGAUUCGCGAGGGUCGGCGGAGAAGAAGCAGGAGAAUCAGCGCAAGAAGGUCGAGUUCUCCGCGCAGCAUGCUCUGGUCGUCGGCUUCUUCUUGUUGAUCCUGUGAGCCGUCCAUAAUUUCAUCCAUGAGAUCUGACAGCUGACGGGAAGACAGCCUUUUUCACGCCCUUGCUAUCUACCUCUUCUGCAGCGGUUUCCUUCUUUCGCGACUCGUCCUCCAAGACCGCUCGCUAUGCGCCGAACCUCCCAUUUCCCUCGACCAUACCUCGGCAACUUUCACGCCAGGAUCGCAAGAGCAAGGAUGUUGGCAUCCGAAAUCAUUUGACAAGGCCGUGGUAAUCAUUGUGGACGCGCUGCGGUACGAUUUUACCGUUCCCUUCCAACCGAAGCCCGGAGACGGAGAACCUCACUAUUUUCAUAAUGCGCUGCCUGUUCUAUACGAGACUUCUAUCGCCGAGCCACAAAAUGCUUUCUUGAGACCUUUCAUUGCGGAUCCUCCUACCACCACUCUGCAGCGAUUGAAGGGGCUCACGACCGGGACACUUCCGACGUUUAUUGACGCGGGAUCGAAUUUCGCCGGGACGGCGAUUGAUGAGGAUAACCUGGUGGAGCAGCUGUACAAAGCCGGCAAGAAGGUGGUGCAUCUGGGGGAUGAUACGUGGCAUUCGUUGUUCCCCGGGUAUUUCGAGCCGAAUCUGACGAAGCCGUACGAUUCGUUCAAUGUCUGGGAUUUGCAUACGGUUGAUAAUGGGGUGAAUGAGCACUUGUUCCCUCUGCUGGAUCCUUCCCUGGAGGGAAGAUGGGACGUGAUAUUCGGGCAUUAUCUAGGAGUCGAUCAUGCUGGACACCGAUAUGGACCUGAUCACCCUGCUAUGACGGAUAAGUUGAAGCAGAUGGACGAUGUCUUUCGACGGAUGAUCGAGACGUUGGAUGAUAAGACGUUGCUGGUCGUCAUGGGCGACCAUGGCAUGGACGUCAAGGGUGAUCAUGGUGGAGAGUCCGACGAUGAGGUCCAGGCUGCACUGUGGAUGUAUUCAAAACGAGGCAUCUUCGGGCGAAGAGACGAAGCUUCGAGACGGCCCCCGGCGACGGCAAAGGAGCGAUACGUGGCACAGAUCGAUCUUGUUCCAACUCUCGCGCUACUUCUUGGGUUGCCGAUUCCGUUCAACAACCUAGGUCAACCCAUCGAGGAGGCAUUUCACGGCUCCCGCUCGCUUCUCAACCCGAGCUACGAGAAUCUGGCCGCAGUUAGCCGUCUUACUGCUGCGCAAAUACAUCGAUAUCAAGCAGAGUACGGGAAAGCUCGGAAUCUGGUUGAAUCUGCUACUUCUCCCACUGCGGCGUUGUGGACGUCCGCAAAUGAGAAAUUCGCCGCUUUUGCUUCCAGCACUUCCGGCGCAGGUGAAGCUGCGAAGAGCGCCUUUGCUGCAUUUGCGUCGUAUCAAGCCGAGAACCUUCGGAUUUGCAAAGGUCUAUGGGCGCGCUUUGAUCUUGUCAGCAUGUCUAUGGGCAUCAUCGCUUUGGUUGGAACUCUUGCGGUCAUUGUCAUGUACUCGCAGAGCUUCAUUGGGGACCGAGCGGCUCUGACUCCUCCUCUGCUUGGAUGGGGCCUUGUUGGAACGGUCAGUGGAGCCGCAACAGGCGCCGCCUCGGCGACCCUGCUCGAUGUCUCUCUGCUGCAGUACAUGGCUUUUGGAAGCGCCAUGGGUGGUAUCCUGGCGAGCUUGUAUGGCUUCUGGCCUGCGCGCGAGAUUCUCAGAGUGCCUGUGCCUUGGACAUUCUGGGGCUGGCUUUGCACUUUGGCCACGCUGCUGUUGUGCGGCGGCUUCGCAGCGAACUCCUUUACCAUUUGGGAAGAUGAACAACUUCUCUUCCUGCUCUCCACGUUUGCCCUUCUGAUGCUUGCAUCGUCGUUAGGACAACCUGAUGCGGCGGAUCGAAAUCUUGGAGCGGCAAACGCCAUCUCGUUUCUGGUUGCGACUCGGCUGAGUUCCUUUUCGCGCCUCUGUCGUGAGGAGCAGAUGCCCUUCUGCAGAUCCUCCUACUACGCUUCGGCGACUUCUUCGACUUCGUCCAAAUGGCAGCUUGCGAUACCGUUUGCCGUCGCUAUCUUGCUACCAAGCGCGAUCAAGCUCUUCUUCACUCGGACACGCAAUUACCACGGCUCAGCGGUCAUCUGGGUCGGUGCUGCGAUGCGUGCUGGAUUGGUUCUCGUGGCAAGUUUCUGGGCCCUGGACGCUGCUGACGAUGGCGACUGGUGGCCCGACAUCUCCAAGGACAUCCUGAAGACAUCUCGAGUCAUUGUUGCACAGAUUGUUCUUGCCAUUGCCUUUGUGGCCGGCUACUCUACGUAUCUCUUUGCUUCGCCUCUUCUCGCGGUCAAGGAGGAGCAGGCGGUGGAGAAGCCGACUGCCACCACCAAGCCUCUCAGCAACGGAGAUGCGAAUGGACCCAUGCUCACCGCAUUCAACGAGCCCGCAAAGCCUCGCUCAAAGCUCAUCAUCUACGGAUACGCGAAUACCCACGGCACGCGUUACUUGCUUCUGCCGUGUGCUUGGGUCCUCGGCUUGCUACUGCUACAGAAGCCGAUGGGCCAGGGCGCGCUGGCACUCUGCAUGAUCUCCAUUCUGAACCUUCUCGAAAUCAUCGAUACGAAUAACUUGCGUCGCUCGCCCUUGGGCCCGAUUGUGUUGGCGCUCAUGGGAAGCUUCUACUUCUUCAAGACAGGGCAUCAAGCUGCGCUCGUGACGAUCCAAUGGGAAUCCGCCUUCAUCGCCCUCAAAACCGUGCAAUACCCAUGGAGUCCACUCCUCGUCACUCUCAACACUUUUGGUCCUCAGAUCCUGUGCGCUAUCGCAGUGCCGGCAAUCACGCUGUGGAAAGUGCCGCCCAAACAUCCGGGGUUGCUGGGACGCAUUGCAGGGAGCAUGGCGACGCAUAUAUUAUUUUAUGCUGCGAUUGCGGUUGCCACGGUGGUGGAAGCUGCUUGGUUGCGGAGACAUUUGAUGUUGUAUAGAGUUUUCAUGCCCAGGAUGUUGCUGGCUAUCGUGGUGUUGUUGCUGGUCGAGUUUGUUGGAGCUGUUGUUGCGAUUGUGGGUGUUAGGUGGAGUAUCGUGAGUGUGGGUGAAGUUUUCGGGUGGCCUGAGUGA
Lecanosticta acicola is the source of this 3160-nucleotide messenger RNA. NCBI's taxonomy places the organism in Eukaryota, Fungi, Ascomycota, Dothideomycetes, Mycosphaerellales, Mycosphaerellaceae. The record is from the annotation of a GenBank genome assembly.